AUGAUAUUCUCCACGCUCCUCUCCCUUACCCCACUCCUGGGCGCUGUCUCCGCGCAAUCGCAGUCUCAGGCUGCUGAUGCCUUUACCCUCAAUCUUCGCUGGUCCAACAGCCCUCUUAACGGGCCUCUCAACGCCAACCGUGGCGGGUUCUGGAUCGGAAAGCCAACCGCCGCAUACUACCCGGAUAAUAUCCCGCACUGCCCGACGGCGAAUACCACUUCUUUCGUCGCGCAGGAUGGGAAAUUGUUCCUGAAUACCGCCGUGCCUGGUGGUCAGCAAGUUUAUGUCUCGCCCACUGGUGAAUUGACAUAUACCGUUCCGCAUAGCGCGUAUAUCCCCGAGGGAUCCCUGACAGAUCUGGAGAUCUUCUCAACAACUUCGUUCCUGAACCCGUUCUUGACGCUUUGGCUCUGUGAUGCGGAUGAGAGCGCGGUGGUCUGGAGAGUUUGGUUUGAGUACACGAAUGCGACCACAGGAGCGAUCACGAAUAACGGGCUGACUGGGAAGAAUGCGUGCACACGAAUUGCGUUGGAGGCGAAGGCGUAUGCUGGGCCCAAGGCGUGGUCGUUUGCGUAA
This is a messenger RNA of Aspergillus clavatus NRRL 1, 576 nucleotides long. RefSeq lists its product as uncharacterized. The coding region runs from base 1 to 576 and encodes 191 amino acids. The transcript is spliced from 2 exons. NCBI's taxonomy places the organism in Eukaryota, Fungi, Ascomycota, Eurotiomycetes, Eurotiales, Aspergillaceae. The record is from RefSeq and is a predicted model, not a curated record.